Molecule: messenger RNA, 4480 nt
Organism: Chiloscyllium plagiosum (whitespotted bambooshark)
Lineage: Eukaryota; Metazoa; Chordata; Chondrichthyes; Orectolobiformes; Hemiscylliidae
Product: signal peptide, CUB and EGF-like domain-containing protein 3
Biological process (GO): signal transduction
Cellular component (GO): cell surface
Molecular function (GO): calcium ion binding
Source: RefSeq, a predicted model, not a curated record
CCUUUCCCUCCCCUCUCCUCCCCUCCCUCCAGACCUUGUGCAGAAGCAGUGAGUAGGACACGGCAGAUCCCUCUGAUUCCGCAGAGGGCGAUCUGACUGAAGUGGGAGGCUCCGAUUGAGGUACUUUUCAGCUCCAUCAGGACCUUCAAGAGGCAAAAGGAGAGAGAGGGGGGAAAAUCGCCUCUUAUCCCUUCUGAGAAAGAGUCAUCUGAAAAUGCAGAGCAGAAUGGGGGCUGUCUGUCUGUCCGGCUGCUACUGUUUGCUACUCAUUCUCUUAAACGCACUCACCACCGCGGGAAACAAGGCUAACCAAGAUGUUGAUGAAUGUGUUGAAGGAACAGAUAAUUGUCAUAUUGAUGCUAUCUGUCAGAACACCCCCAAGUCAUACAAAUGCAUCUGCAAGUCUGGAUACACAGGAGAUGGCAAACAAUGUGAAGAUAUUGAUGAAUGUGACAAUGAAUACAAUGGAGGCUGUGUUCAUGAAUGCAUAAAUAUUACAGGAAAUUAUCGCUGCAUGUGUUAUGAUGGUUUCAAAUUAGCGCACGAUGGCCAUAACUGUCUAGAUGUGGACGAAUGUGCAGAUAGCAAUGGUGGAUGCCAGCAGAUCUGUGUCAAUAUGAUGGGGAGCUAUGAGUGUCGAUGCCGAGAAGGAUUCUUCCUCAGUGACAACCAGCACACAUGCAUCUUGCGGCCUGAAGAAGGAAUGAACUGUAUGAAUAAAAACCAUGGAUGUGCUCACAUCUGCCGAGAAACUCCGAAGGGUGGAAUAGCCUGUGAGUGCAGACCCGGAUUUGAACUCACAAAGAACCAACGGGACUGCAAGUUGACAUGUAACUAUGGAAACGGGGGGUGCCAGCACACGUGUGACGAUACCGAUCAAGGGCCGAAGUGUGGAUGCCAUCUGAAGUUUGCUCUGCACUCUGAUGGGAAAACCUGCGUUGAAACCUGUGCUGUGAACAAUGGAGGCUGUGAUAGCACAUGUCAGGACGCUGUCACAGGAGUCCGCUGUAGUUGUCCUGUUGGAUUCACAUUACAACCCGACCGGAAAACAUGCAAAGAUAUUGAUGAAUGUCGCCUGAACAAUGGAGGCUGUGACCACGUCUGCCGGAACACCAUUGGAAGCUUUGAGUGCAGCUGCAAGAAGGGCUACAAGCUACUCACAAACGAAAGGACGUGCCAAGAUAUUGACGAAUGCUCCUUUGACAGAACAUGUGAUCACAUCUGUGUGAACUCCCCUGGCAGCUUCGAAUGCUUUUGCCACAAAGGUUACACAUUGUAUGGCCUGACGCACUGUGGAGAUAUCGAUGAAUGCAGCAUGAACCAUGGUGGCUGUAAGCACGGCUGUGUUAAUACACUGGGAAGCUAUCAAUGCUCUUGUCCCAACGGUGGUUACAAACUACAUUGGAAUAAGAAAGAUUGUGUGGAGGCAGCAAAGUGCUUGCUGGGUUCCAAUCCUCCCCGAGCUCAACUUUCCUGCAUCAAGAGUGGGAAGAGAGAAACCUGCUCACUCAGCUGUGCCUCCAAGGCUCACUUCCAGGCAGGUUCUGAUAACAGUUACACUGUGAGCUGUGGGGCUCCUAUAAGGAGGGCUGAUGCUCAACAACGACUGAACGCCAACAUCACAGGCUGUGUAGAGACUUUAGCUGUCCCGGUCAAACAUCGAGCUUCCUUCAAGAUUAAAGAUGCGAAGUGUCACCUUCAUCCACGCAUUAAGGGAAAGCAGGACAGUGGGCGCCCAGUUAUCACAGGAGGUGCCUUCCCUUGUACCGACAACUGUCAGGUUACAUUCAUAAACCUAAAAUGUGAUUCUUCCAAGAAAGCAAAAGGCCGACGGACCCGUAAUCCCCCAGGAAAAGAAGUGACAAGAAUAACAUUGGAUUUUGAAGCAGAAAUAAGAAAAGAAGAUAUAACAGGCAACUGCAAUAUUAACUGUCUGAGGCAGAAGAUGGAGAAGAAACUGAAAUCUGCAAUUAAAACUUUGAAAAAAUCAAUCAACCAGCAGCGUUUCCACAUUCGCUUCUCUGGGACUGAGUAUGAGGUGGCAAAGAAAUUGGCAAAAGCUCCUGAGAAAGUGGAAGCCUGCAACAUUGGACAGGAGUGGGUGGACGGGAAAUGUGUCAGCUGCUCAUCAGGAUCGUUCUACCACGGACAGCAGGAGAAAUGUGUUCCAUGUCCUCCCGGCACUUACCAGGAGAAGGAUGGACAGUUAUCCUGUGACUUAUGCCCUGGAACUGAUGGGCAUGGCCCAACUGGAGCACGCAACAUUACAGUGUGUACAGGUCAAUGCAGUCCAGGCCAUUAUUCAUCAGAUGGGUUUCAGCCAUGUCAGUUAUGCAGUCGAGGUACAUACCAGCCUGAGCCAGGCCGGACACUGUGUUUCCAAUGCGGAGGAGAGUUGAUGACAAAACAUGAAGGAGCUUUGUCCUUUCAGGACUGUGAUACUAAAGUUCAGUGCUCCCCAGGCCAUUAUUAUAACACAACAGUUCACCGGUGCAUACGAUGUGCCUUAGGUACCUACCAACCAGAGUUUCGACAGAAUUACUGCAUCGCUUGUCCUGGCAACACCACUACAGACUUUGAUGGCUCAACUACAGUCACGCAAUGUAAAAAUCGUCAAUGUGGCGGGGAACUUGGGGAAUACACAGGAUACAUUGAAUCCCCAAACUACCCUGGGAAUUACCCAGCGAAUGUGGAGUGCACUUGGAACAUUAACCCUCCUCCAAAACGGAAAAUCCUGAUAGUCGUUCCUGAAAUCUUCUUACCCAUUGAGGAUGAUUGUGGAGAUGUUUUGGUCAUGAGGAAAAACUCUUCGCCUACUUCAAUUACAACAUAUGAAACUUGCCAGACCUACGAGCGGCCAAUUGCCUUCACUGCCAGGUCCCGCAAACUGUGGGUCAACUUUAAAACUAAUGAAGCAAACAGUGCCAAAGGUUUCCAAAUACCUUACGUCACCUAUGAUGAGGACUAUGAGCAGCUUGUUGAAGACAUUGUCCGAGAUGGUAGAUUAUAUGCUUCAGAAAAUCAUCAAGAAAUUUUAAAGGACAAGAAGCUGAUUAAAGCCCUCUUCGAUGUACUGGCACAUCCACAAAAUUACUUCAAGUACACAGCACAAGAGUCCAAUGAGAUGCUACCAAAAUCUUUUAUCAAACUGCUUCGUUCCAAAGUUUCCAGCUUUCUAAGGCCCUACAAAUAGCUUGACAGGACAAAGGCAAUAAAAUGACCCACUGAAUUUUAUUUUUACAGCUUUGUAACCAUAAUAUUUCACUAUGCUGACUUUUUUUGUGGCUUUCUUCAAAAGGAUCCCAGUUCACACUUCACUGUACAUUAUUUAUAGCUCUCAGUCCAUCAUAAUGAAGACUGUUCAUUCCUUAUAUUUAUGUGUACGCUGGUAUAUAUGACUGCUGGGAGCACAUCCAAAGCCUGCUCCGUAUGCAAGCAUACUUUAUGCACUAGGACUUUCUGUCUGCAUUGUGUGUUUUGUUUUCCCUGUAUAAGAAAAGAAAGUGCAAUGAUUUCUUUCUCCUGUUGGAUGUUUGAAUGGAAGUUUUUUUCUACAGAAAGAUGACAAUAUUUAUAUCUGCAAGGAAGCCUUUUUCGUCUCCACUGCAGUGUACCUUGACACCACCUGCAAAUCACAUCAUAAAGAAAAGUGACAGGAUUGCAAUGUUGCGCAUUAAUAAUUUUGGAAUUUAUUUGCACUUGAGAAUUGUAUUUGAACCUGUACAAAAGUUUGGAUUUUGUAUUGCCAUUUUUAAUUGAAUUGAAAUAUUCACACUUUGUGUUGUUUUUCCUUUUUUAUGCUGGUUUGUCCUGAUUUUUUCUGAUGCUCAAUAUUGUAUCAAACAGUACAACUGGAACACAACCAUUUGUUUAACAAAAAGGAGCUUACAAAUCUCCAAGAAUUUUAAAUUGCAAGUAUAGUUCUCGUGAUGCAUAAACUAGCCCUUUCAGCCCUAACUUAGGUUAAUGCUCUGGUACAUUGAUGUCAUUUUAGUGCAAUUUUGGUAAUCUUCUUCCAGCAUAUGAAAUGUAAUUCAUGUUUUUCAGGCAAUUUAUUUGUUCACCUUAUAAUCUAUAUUGAGGUACAAUUGAGUAUUAGGAACAUUACAAUACAAAAGAUCCUGAAUUAAAAUGCAAAUCAUGCAUUAAAAGUAGUGCAUAUAAUGCAUCCUCAGUAAAUAUGUAAAUGUUUAUAGCCAUUGAAAGAAGCACAUUUUAACGUGUGAAACAGAACACUACAAUGUGAAAUAAUCGAUCAAUGGAAGCUCUAUAAUGGGAGAGCAAUAUAGGCCCUUCAAUAAGUUAGGAUACUGUAGGUUCUAUUAAGAAAAUGUCCAGGACCAUUGAGAGGAGGGGAAGGGCAGUUGUCCUGGGCCCAAUUGUGCAAAGGCCCAGCAUGUAUGACAUGUAUAUAUCCCAAAAUCAUGGCAAGCUGGUCAAUUGUAGAAAAAAUUUUAAAAGCCUUAAAUAGUACUUUUUU